Tachysurus vachellii is the source of this 1038-nucleotide messenger RNA. Its product is annotated as trace amine-associated receptor 3-like. The transcript has a single exon. The record is from RefSeq and is a predicted model, not a curated record. Gene Ontology annotation, molecular function: trace-amine receptor activity. Lineage: Eukaryota; Metazoa; Chordata; Actinopteri; Siluriformes; Bagridae. Gene Ontology annotation, biological process: adenylate cyclase-activating adrenergic receptor signaling pathway. The coding region runs from base 4 to 1038 and encodes 344 amino acids. Gene Ontology annotation, cellular component: membrane.
UGGAUGGACACACUAUUCAUGAAUAACACUGAUGUGGACGUUUUGCUGCUCUGCUUCCCACACCAGCCUGACGCCUGCUUUAAAAGAAAACGCUUCUUUAUCAUUAGAGUGGCCAUGUAUUUUUUAACACUAACUGCUAUCCUUAUGACUGUUUUUGGGAAUCUGUUGGUCAUUAUCACAAUUUCACAUUUUAAACAGCUGCAUUCACCGACUAACUUCAUCAUCCUAUCCUUGGCCUACGUGGACUUUAUGAUGGGCUUUCUGGUCAUGCCUUUCAGUAUGGUGCGAUGGGUGGAAGGCUGCUGGUUCCUGGGAGAUCUGUUUUGCCAAAUCCAUUCCAGUUUAGACAUGAUACUAAGUAUUGCCUCCAUUCUGCACCUGUGUUUGGUUUCUGUGGACAGGUACAUGGCCAUUACUGACCCCCUGUGUUAUAAGAUGAAGGUGACAAAUGGAAAUGCUUUAGUGUGUAUUGCUGUUGUUUGGAUAUUUUCUUGCAUGUAUAGCUUUGGAAUUGUGUUAUCCAAAAUUAACAUUGCUGGUCUGGAUGAGCAAAUGCUAAACAUGUGUUCUGGAAACUGUGUUUUGACUUUUAAUCAAGAAUGGGGUAUUAUCGCUCCACUUCUUAACUUCUAUAUUCCUGGAGCUAUAAUGACCUGCUUGUACCUUAAAAUUUUUCAUGUUGCAAGAAAACAGGUGAGAUUAAUUUCUGACAGGACUGUUGCACAUAAAUCUGGUGAGAAAAAAAAACAAGUAUCAGAACAGAGAGAGAGAAAAGCAGCUAAAACUCUGGGCAUCGUCAUGGGUGUUUUCCUGUUGUGCUGGCUACCUUUUUUUCUCGCCACUGUUAUUGAUCCAUUUCUCAACUUUUCAACCCCUCUCGAUGUUUUCGAUAUGCUGGAUUGGUUUGGUUACAGUAAUUCCAUGUUUAACCCUCUGAUCUAUGGAUUUUUCUAUCCAUGUUUUAAAAAAGCAUUUAAGAUCAUUAUUGUAAGACACCUGUUCUGCUUUAAAAGCUCAAACAAUUUAGUGCUUCAGUGA